Messenger RNA from Myotis lucifugus (little brown bat), 1295 nucleotides. RefSeq names its product pyrophosphatase (inorganic) 1 (gene PPA1). Gene Ontology annotation, molecular function: inorganic diphosphate phosphatase activity; magnesium ion binding. Bases 108 to 977 code for a protein of 289 amino acids. The transcript is spliced from 12 exons. Lineage: Eukaryota; Metazoa; Chordata; Mammalia; Chiroptera; Vespertilionidae. Gene Ontology annotation, cellular component: cytoplasm; extracellular exosome. The record is from RefSeq and is a predicted model, not a curated record. Gene Ontology annotation, biological process: phosphate-containing compound metabolic process.
GCUCCCCUGUCCAGUCCAGCAGUGCGCAGGCGCGGAGGGCUCCCUUGUCAGUCGGCGCCGCGUGCGGGUGGCUUGCUCUGUGGCGGCGGCGGCUGGUCUUCGGCAUCAUGAGCGGCUUCAGCAGCGAGGAGCGCGCCGCGCCCUUCUCCCUCGAGUACCGAGUCUUCUUCAGUGAAAAAAUAGGGAAGUUUUUAAGUUACUUUUUGGAUAUGGUAAUUUUUGUUUCAAAAGAUGUGUUCAACAUGGUAGUUGAAGUACCACGCUGGUCUAAUGCAAAAAUGGAGAUUGCUACAAAGGACCCUUUAAACCCAAUUAAACAAGAUGUGAAAAAAGGGAAACUCCGUUAUGUUGCAAAUGUGUUCCCUUAUAAAGGAUAUAUCUGGAACUAUGGUGCCAUCCCUCAGACUUGGGAAGACCCUGGACACAAUGACAAACACACUGGUUGUUGUGGCGACAAUGACCCAAUUGAUGUCUGUGAAAUUGGAAGCAAGGUCUGUGCAAGAGGUGAAAUAAUCCGGGUGAAAGUUCUGGGCAUAUUGGCUAUGAUUGACGAAGGGGAAACUGACUGGAAAGUGAUUGCCAUCAAUGCAGAUGAUCCUGAUGCAGCCAAUUAUAAUGAUAUUAAUGAUGUCAAGCGGCUGAAACCUGGCUACCUGGAAGCUACUGUGGACUGGUUCAGAAGGUACAAGGUUCCUGAUGGAAAACCAGAGAACCAGUUUUCUUUCAAUGCGGAAUUUAAAGAUAAGGAUUUUGCAACUGCCAUUAUUAAAAGCACUCAUGACUAUUGGAGAGCAUUAGUGACAAAGAAAACUGAUGGAAAAGGAAUCAGUUGCAUGAAUACCACAGUGUCUGAGAGCCCCUUCAAGUGUGAUCCCGAUGCUGCCAAAGCCAUUGUGGAUGCUUUACCACCACCAUGUGAAUCUGCCUGCACAAUACCUGCAGAUGUGGAUAAAUGGUUCCAUCACCAGAAAAACUAAGGAAAUUUCUCUGGAAUACAAGCUGAUAUUACUGCAUCAUACUCAUCUGGAAGUAUUAGAUGCAAAAGUAGUGGCUUUUCUAAGCUUUAAAUUUAUAGAACUAAUCUAACUAACAAAGGAAAUUCUGCUGUGACCAAUCCAAUAUAUUUAGUGUGUUAUCCAUAUGAAAGCAUUUUUCAUCUCAGCUAAGAUAACUUUUAGCACAUGCUUAAAUAUCAAAGCAGUUAUUGGAAUUUGGAAGUCAUUUGUGAAUAAAUGUGCGAGAUAUUGGAUGUAUAUGUUUACUAUGUGUUAGAAAAUAAAAUUAUUUUGCUGAAA